Messenger RNA from Phasianus colchicus (ring-necked pheasant), 2950 nucleotides. Lineage: Eukaryota; Metazoa; Chordata; Aves; Galliformes; Phasianidae. The record is from RefSeq and is a predicted model, not a curated record.
GGGCUGAGUGCUGGCACUGGGGGUCCUGGGUUGGACACAGCUCCCAUCCUUGGGGAGUUGGGUUGUACGGCUUUGCCCACCAUCCUUCACGUAUCAAGGGUUGCUUUGCUUCUAAAUCCUUUUCCCAAAUGGUUUCUCAAUGCGUGGCAGAGGCUGAGCCUGGAAGGAGCCCGGUGUCACUGUGAUGGUUGGAUUCAGCCAUCUUAGGAGGUCUUUUCCAACUUUAACCACUCCAUGAAUUAUAAAAUGGGACUUUCAGAACUCAUGGGGUUCGUUGGCACCUGCCUGGCUGUGCUGGGACUGUCUGCAUUGGGCUCCUGCAAUUAGUGGGGCACUGGGGGUGCAGAGCCCGUCCUGCACCCUGGGAAGCAGAGGGAUGGAAAAAGCAGAAGGCAAAUAUCUGCACUGCCAGGUAGGGACAGCUGAAAGUCAUUGCUCCUGGCCGGUGCCUGAAGCACUGCUUGGAAGUCACGGAGGCUCUGCGUUGCCUUUUGCUGGGGGAAGGGUUUGGUGCUGGGGAAACUCGGUGUGAUUUCCGUAUUGCUGAAGCAGCUCGACCAGGUUCGCUCAGACCUUUGUGUUGCUCAGUGUUUCUUUUGAAGAGAAUCAGACUUCUCCGCUUUCCGUUUGGAAUUUUCCUUUUUCCCUCCCAUUUCUGCCUCUUCCUAUUUUUUUUUUUCUCUCUCUUGGCUUAUGAAUGCACUCUUUGAUAGCAGGAAUUCAGCCCCAGGCCGCAGCAUUUCUGCAUGGCGCAGCUUCACCUUUUGUGGUGGCUGCAAACCCCACUGCAAUCCGCACGUCUCCAAUGGGGACAGCACAGGGGAGUCCCCCUGUAGGACCCCUCCUCUCCCACCCCAUCCCAGCUGCAGGCCGGGCUCCUGCAGGGUCUUUGGGUUUGGGAUUCUGUGGCACCUCUCGGCCCAGCAGUUGUUAUGAUAGAGGUGGUGAACCACAAACAGCCGUGUAACCUGGGAGGGGAACAAAACGACCUCAUGAUGUCCUUCAUCUUUUUGUUUUAGGAAAAUGUCGGACGGUUUCUCUCUCUCCGACGCCUUGCCUGCUCACAACCCUGGUGCCCCUCCACCCCAGGGCUGGAACCGGCCCCCAGGACCUGGGGCCUUCCCGGCGUACCCUGGAUACCCUGGGCCGUACCCGGGGGCACCGGGACCCCAUCAUGGACCACCAGGACCCCAUCACGGACCACCAGGACCCCAUCACGGACCACCAGGACCCCAUCAUGGACCACCAGGACCAUUCCCUGGAGGACCACCAGGGCCAUAUCCUGGAGGACCAGCAGCAGCAGGACCAUAUUCUGGAGGACCAACUGGACCGUACUCUGAAGCUUCAGCUGCUCCACUGAAAAUCCCCUACGAUCUGCCCCUGCCAGCAGGACUCAUGCCUCGGAUGCUCAUAACCAUCACGGGGACUGUGAACCCAAAUCCCAACAGGUUUUCACUGGAUUUCAAGAGAGGGCAAGACAUUGCCUUCCACUUUAACCCCCGUUUCAAGGAAGAUCACAAAAGGGUCAUCGUCUGUAAUUCAAUGUUCCACAAUAACUGGGGAAAAGAGGAGAGAACAGCUCCUAGAUUUCCAUUUGAACCUGGAGCCCCCUUCAAGCUCCAGGUGCUCUGUGAGGGAGAUCACUUCAAGGUAGCAGUGAACGAUGCUCACCUGCUGCAGUACAACUUCCGUGAGAAGAAGCUGAAUGAGAUCACCAAGCUCUGCAUUGCUGGGGACAUCACUCUCACCAGCGUUUUGACCUCCAUGAUUUAAUUACCAAGCUGUACCUUUAACACAAGUCUAGCACUCCUCAGAGAGUUGUAACAGGAGUGCCUGCCUGUGUGAUUAUUUUGAAGCAAUAAAGCAUUUUCACAAGUAAAAUUUGUUUUUGGUUAAGAUACAAGCUGUAUUUGAAUGUGGAAGAAGCUGAAUUCUUGCUUUAGAAUUUGAACCUUUGCCAGAGGAUAAUGACUAUGAGUCAUUUCUGAUUUGCAAGAAGAAUAUGUGGGAAAGCUGUAUGUAGCCUACAGGCAGUUGUCCUAUGAAUGAGUUAAGAUUGGGCUGAAGGUUACUGCUGGAAGUCCCAGAUAACAGAUCAACAUUUUAGCCUCAGUUCCUCUGCUAGUAGAGGAACUUUUUAUAUCGAAGUAUUGCUGCAAAGUGGUGCUUUGGUUCUCUCUAAAGGGGAAACACGAGAGUAGGAAUUGCCUGGCCAGGCUGGGAAGGCUUUUGCAUAAGUGACAAAGUGCCACUUCAACACUAGGGAACACUGAAAACUCAAAAGUGUCUGAUCCUGACCAGAACAAGGCAUUUCAGGAGGGGGCUCAAAGCUAAGGCUGAAGGAAACAAAACUUCCCCCCUCCUCCAUUUCAAAGACUUGUUUUGCCUGCACAGCUGUUUAGAAUGCCCUAAAUCUGCAUAUCCUUCUCACACUUCCAACCUGAGGGAGAUGCACUCCAUACAUACAUUGCACACCCCAUCACACAGAUCACAAGCCCUGUGGUGCUUCUCCCACCUCAUCACUUCCCCAUCAGCCAAGAGCAGUUUCAGGGGUGGGGUGGAGGUUUACUGGCAAGUUCAUCACAUGAGUCACGCUGGUAAAUAAAGUAUGACUCACAGCAAAGGGAACAUUCUUCCAAUCUUGUCUGCAGAACAACUGUGUAAGAGCCACUACUGAAGUUGUUUAGGAUCUCUUUGACACAUCCCAUACCCUUUUGUAACAGUUGCUUCAUUUAUCCAUACAGUUGCCAAGUAACAACCACAGUGUUCAAAGUUCUAGCCUAGGACCAGCACAACACUAGUAGUGCCCUAAGUGUAUACACCAGAUCCAAAAAUCCCCCUUUACCACUAUUGAUUGCAGUAUUGAACACUGAGAAGAGAUACAGUCUUUCAGUACCUAAAGGGAGCCUAUAAAACAGGAGGGAAGUCAACUCUGAAAGGGUAGAUAACA